AUGGCUGGGCUAAGGACUUUUGACGCAUUCCCUAAAACGGAAGAGCAGCACGUCAGAAAAUCUUCCAAAGGUGGUUACACGUCAAUCUUGACCUACGUUUUUCUAAUUUUUAUCGCCUGGAGCGAAUUUGGUAGCUUUUUCGGCGGUUAUGUGGACGAGCAAUACGGUGUUUCUAAAGACCUGCGAGAGGCGGUCCAGAUUAACAUGGACAUGUUCGUCCACAUGCCAUGCCAGUGGCUAGAUGUUAUAGUCCAAGACCAUACGGGUGAUCGCAAGUUGGUCAGGGAAGAGUUAAAGAUGGAGAGCAUACCAUUUUUCCUGCCGUUCGGGACUGCUGUCAAUGAGAGAAACGAGAUCGCUUCGCUAGGCCUGGAUGAGGUUCUCGCGGAGGCUAUUCCAGGUCAAUUCAGAGACCAAAUCGACUUCGGUUCUGAGGACGAGAGUAAGGAAUUCAACGGAUGUCACGUAUUUGGCACAAUCACUGUUAACAUGGUGAAGGGCGAUUUGAUUAUCAUACCUCGGAGCCAGAGCGUGCGGGACUUUGGAAGAAUGCCCCCUGAUGCUAUUAACCUAUCCCACGUUAUCAACGAGUUUUCUUUUGGCGACUUUUACCCCUACAUCGACAACCCCCUGGAUAGGUCUGCUCGGAUCACCGCCGAACAUACCACGAGCUUCCACUAUCACACGUCAGUGGUUCCAACUAUUUUCCAGAAGCUGGGAGCGGAAGUUAAUACAAACCAGUAUUCGCUAAGUGAGACCAAGCACGAAACCCCCCCAUCUGGCCUGCGGGUUCCCGCCAUAAUCUUUUCCUACAGCUUUGAAGCCUUGACUAUCACGAUACGCGAUGAGCGCAUAUCUUUUUGGCAAUUCAUUGUCCGACUAGUCGCCAUUCUAUCAUUCAUCGUAUACAUCAUGACAUGGGCCUUCACGCUCUUAGACAUGAUUUUAGUGCUUCUUUUAGGUCCCAAGUGGUCGCUCCGCUACCAAAGAGAUGGCCGUCAAAAAACAGGCAUUUUAGAGUAA
This is a messenger RNA of Lachancea thermotolerans CBS 6340, 1023 nucleotides long. RefSeq names its product Erv41p (gene ERV41). The transcript is spliced from 2 exons. Lineage: Eukaryota; Fungi; Ascomycota; Saccharomycetes; Saccharomycetales; Saccharomycetaceae. Gene Ontology annotation, biological process: retrograde vesicle-mediated transport, Golgi to endoplasmic reticulum; endoplasmic reticulum to Golgi vesicle-mediated transport. The record is from RefSeq and is a predicted model, not a curated record. Gene Ontology annotation, cellular component: COPII-coated ER to Golgi transport vesicle; endoplasmic reticulum membrane; endoplasmic reticulum. The coding region runs from base 1 to 1023 and encodes 340 amino acids.